Messenger RNA from Egretta garzetta (little egret), 4377 nucleotides. It is a transcript of the gene GOPC, whose product is annotated as golgi associated PDZ and coiled-coil motif containing. Bases 484 to 1587 code for a protein of 367 amino acids. Lineage: Eukaryota; Metazoa; Chordata; Aves; Pelecaniformes; Ardeidae. Gene Ontology annotation, biological process: negative regulation of protein localization to cell surface. Gene Ontology annotation, cellular component: Golgi apparatus; membrane; trans-Golgi network transport vesicle. The record is from RefSeq and is a predicted model, not a curated record. The transcript is spliced from 9 exons. Gene Ontology annotation, molecular function: transmembrane transporter binding.
UAGUGAGAGGUGGAUUGUUUCCUGUCAACACGAUAUGGUUUGUCACCAUCAUUCCGCUUCAUGAAGUUUUCUCAGUCUGCGUGUGCUCCCUCUGAUGCUUCAGAUCUCAGAGGUGACCAUACUGCCAUCCUCCAGUGCCUCGUUCAAGCAGAGAUGGUUAUGACAAAUGCGUCUCAUUUACGUAACUUCUCAGAGUUCUCGGUUAGCUGCCAGUAUUGAACUGAAACAUUUCUCGGAACACUCCAGGAAAAGUUAGUGAUCGUUGUCCCCAUGCAAGAGAGGUGGGAAAAGCAGAGCAUUGAAACAACUGGUCUGACUUCCUUUAGUAAAGAAGAAACGUGGUUAUUUUCUGGUCGAUUUCAGUAAGCUUUGGCUUCCAGUGUAAGGCCCAGACCGGGCACUUCCCAUUGCCAUGGGCACUGAACUCCAGUUACGGAUCUUAGUCUGAGAAAAGUAUCCAAGACUUCAGUGAGUCAGAGACAAAUGAGCAUAUCUCAAAAGGCAUUGACUUGCCAACAGGCACAGUUAGUUGACCUGAAGUCUGAACUGACAGAAACGCAGGCAGAGAAAGCAGUAUUGGAAAAGGAAGUGCAUGAUCAGCUUUUGCAACUCCAUGCUGUUCAACUCCAGCUACAUGCCAAAACUGGUCAGAGUAUCGAUUCUGGGACUAUUAAGGCAAAACUGGAGAGAGAACUUGAAGCUAACAAGAAAGAAAAAGUAAAAGAAGCUCAGCUGGAAGCUGAGGUGAAGUUGCUGAGGAAGGAAAAUGAAGCUCUUCGUCGACACAUAGCUGUGCUUCAGGCUGAGGUUUAUGGAGCAAGAUUGGCAGCCAAGUAUUUAGAUAAGGAACUAGCUGGAAGGGUCCAGCAGAUUCAGUUACUGGGCCGAGAUAUGAAGGGACCUGCUCAUGACAAGCUCUGGAAUCAGCUUGAAGCAGAAAUACACCUUCACCGUCACAAAACCGUUAUUAGAGCUUGUCGAGGUCGGAAUGAUCUAAAACGACCAAUGCAAGCACCACCAGGACAUGAUCCUGAUGCCUUAAAGAAGAGUCAAGGUGUUGGUCCCAUCAGAAAAGUUUUGCUAGUUAAAGAAGACCAUGAAGGACUAGGAAUUUCAAUCACAGGCGGGAAGGAGCAUGGUGUUCCAAUACUGAUCUCUGAAAUCCAUCCUGGACAACCUGCUGAUCGAUGUGGGGGACUGCAUGUUGGUGAUGCUAUUUUGGCAGUAAAUGGAGUUAAUCUGAGAGAUGCAAAACAUAAAGAAGCUGUAACUAUUCUUUCCCAACAGAGAGGCGAGAUUGAAUUUGAAGUAGUGUAUGUUGCUCCAGAAGUUGAUUCAGAUGAUGAAAAUGUAGAGUAUGAGGAUGAGAGUGGACACCGUUACCGUUUAUAUCUUGAUGAAUUGGAAGAAGGUGCAAAUUCAAAUUCUAACAGGAAAGAUGCAAAUGUGGAUGUCAAACCCUCGCAAGCGUUUGAUAAGAAACCAAGUAUUGAUGGACAUGAAAACGGAGACCUGGGGAAUUCAGUUGAAGCUGCGCUAGAAGACACUGUACCCAAAUUAGCCCGUUCUGCUGAGUCUUUAUCCUAAACACAAACAAACAAAAAAUCAACUGGACAGAUCCUAUCUUUGGGAACAAUUGAUAAUCAAUAUUGACUGCUCCAAGUUGCAUAUACUAGCGUAGGUAGUAAAAGGAUGAUUAAACAUCAAAGGGAACUGUAUUACCGUUGCCUGGAAAAAAGGCGGUUACCUCAGGGCUUCAUUGUGAGCAGUUCUAAAUGUGGAAAACUGUCUUUUGCGUGACACGCAGUAGUUAUCUAACACAUGGCAUGUGAAACAAAUUUUCUUUUAAUAAUAAGCACCAAAGCAUGGGAUUUCUAAAAAGGCUAACCUCAAUACAUUCAACUUUUAAUCUCACUGAUGUCCCCAAGGAAGUAGAAUAAGAUGUGGCCAGCUUUGUUUUGACCCUUUGAUGUUUUAAAGGGACAACUGAUGUUCAGUUUGGUGUGAAACAAGCUUUAACUCUAGAAGCAUGGGUGCGGAGGGGGAUUGUACCAUUGCAUCCAUGAGUUUUGUACUUAAGAUUUUUGAACGGUAACUUUUAAAAGAAAGCGCUUUUUUUUUAUUUCUCAGAAUAGUAAAAACCAGAGCUUUUAUUUGAGCAAAGACCAUCAAAACCCAAAUGGGACAGUGGAGUACUUGCUAAUCGUGAUCUUUCAGCCCAUGAUCAUUUUAUGAGCAGGUUUUUUGGCAUUGUUGUUUUAAUGAAUUCACUGCCAAUUGUUCCAUUUGAAACUUGCUCCAAAAGUAUUUAAACAGAGUAUUAUGGGGUUUUAAAAGCAAAAUUAGUUUAAAAAACACUCACAAUUAUGUGGGCCCUUUGGGUUUUUUUUCUGAGCAUCAUCGAUUUAGCGUUCGUUCUUGAAUGGAUGUGGUUACUGCUAAUGCGGAGUCGUUUGGGUUGGUCAUCAUUAGUUUGACUUUAUGAAAUGCUGAGUGCUUUUGAUGGGUACUGAACAUAUUCAUUUCACAUUAAAAUAAUCUUUAAAGAAGUGAAAGUUGAGUGCACAGUACUUUACAGGAGGUGCUCAGAGUCGUAUGGUGUCUGGCCCUAUCUGUGUUAUGGCAGUCUUAUUAACCUAUAAUUGUCUUACUGUUGAAACAAAAUGUUACUUCUUUUGUAAGAGCAGUGUAUCUUAAAAUAGCUUUUAAUUGGUGUACAUCUAAAGGCCCGUGGCAUGGCUGCAAAUGGGAACGUUGAGGACAGUUUCUUGGCCUGUUUCUCAUACUCCAUUUGUAGAUCUUUUGGUGGAGUGCCGCACUCCCCACGUGCAAACUCUACAUUGUAAUCACAUCUAUUAUUUCAGCAUGCAGUGCUGGCUCUCCUGUUCACUGCUCUGCAGGCUGUUGAACUGUAAUGUGAAAAGAUAAGGUUUUAUACAUUGAGAGAGGAACUAAUGUGAAAAGACAUCUUUGCAAGUGUUACUGUGUAGGAUGUACAUACAUAAGAAAAAACCUCAAAGGCCUUUAGAGUAACAUCAACUAAUCUUAUGUUCUAAAUUGUGAUGUAGAACAACACAGUUACUUGUCUCUCCUAGGAGCACUAUAUAUAUAUGUUUAUAGAAAAAGCCUAAAAAUGUAUAUACUUUAUUCAAAGAUUUUGCUAUUUAUAAAUCCCUUAACUUUGCUAUUUACAUGAGUCGUGUGUGUGCGUGUGCGCAUGAGUUCCACUUCCUCGGUGGAAUAACAUUAUUUGGUUUGGUUUUUUAUAGUAGUCCUUGUCAUACAGCAUACUGUUGAAGGUUUUUAAAAUAGUCAAAGAUGUACAGUUUUCACCAAACAGAAACUAGUAUUUAGAAAUAAAGCUGUGUGAAGGAGAAACAGGUCCCCAGGCAUGUUUCUUUUUCUGAAGCUUCAGAAACUUGAGGACAGGUUGGCAACGUGUUAGCAGAUAAAUACACUGCCAUAACUUUGCAUCCAGAUUCAUCUUUUUCCCACAGUUACGUGUGCAGAGCAGAGUGCGCUCUGAGACUGUCUGUGGCCUGGACACUCCAUGUCCUUUCUGUCAGAGGGGAGAGUUCAAAGCCAAGUAGUGAUCUUCUCGUCUUUGAAAAUCACCGCUGUAUGAAAUCUUGCUGCAGUUGUAAGAAGUGAGGCUCAUCCAACGAGUCUAGUAACUUUUAAAAAAGGCAUUAAAUUUGCCUGUACAGUUUCCCUUUAUUUGAGGGAAAGGUGAAAUUUUUAAUUUAUUUGUUCUUCCGUACUUCUUGGCACAUCUUAUUUUCCACUUAAUGCUUUCAGUCAGUUUUAGCCUGAAGUGGGAGGAUGUUUCUAGAGUUAUUUUCCUAACAUUCCUUGUCCACCAGUUUUUCACGAUACUGUGUUCUUUUCUUCAUCUUCUGGAAGUUGCUGGACCCUUUCUCUGCUCUUACCUUGUCUAUUUUUAACCUAUAUAUGAGAUCAACAGAAGGAACAAUUGCUUGAGGAAAAUGACUUGGAGUAGACAAAUCAGGUAGCAGUAAAUUAUCACCAGAUUUCCUUUCCUGCAGUUUUUAUAAUCUUUGUUUAGAAAGCCCUGGAUGGGAGGAUUUUGCGCAGACACUAGUCUGUCUCCAUGUACUCCAUACUUCCUACCAGCUGAUUUAACAUACCUGUUUAUUGUAGUCAUACUGAGAUGCUUAGAUACUAAUAUUUAAACUGAGUAAAGUUUUGCAAGUUGGGAUUUCCAGAUUCAGUAGACAAAUGUGUGUUCUCCCCUUUGUCAGUAACUGGAAGACUCAGUCCUGCUGAUUCCCAGAGGUUGAAUGAAUUAGACUUGGAAGAAUUUCUGAGGAAAGUCAAUAUUCAGACUUCAUUUUUAUUUUUUAAAGUGUAAAACAG